GAUAAGUACUGAAUCAGCCAAUAUAAGCGAUUAACCAUGGCCUCAGCGAGGUCAGUACGAAUUUGGAUUUCAAUAAAGUUACAAGCCAAACAAAUAGCCGCAGAUCACAAUGAAAAUAUUAUGGCUUUUGGCAGCUUUCAUAGCUGUCACUUUAGCAGAGGAAGAUAAUCCAUGUUUAGGUAAUGAAGGAAUUCGAAGAUUUCCUGAUUCGACUGAUUGUACCCGAUUCUACCUCUGUAUCGGGGAAGAAUCGUUUCCCUCGCAAUGUGGAGUGGAUAUGAUUUUUGACGUGAUCACAGAACAAUGCAAUGAUGAAUCUGUUUCCGUAUGCAUUAAGGAUAUUGAGACUCCUCCAACACCUUCAGUACCAGGUGACACCACAACAGCUACAGAUGAUGACACAACUGGAGUUCCAGAGGCUCCCACUGGAUCAACAACGCUUGCCCCAGAAGCACCUACACCUGAACCAGCACCUACUACAGUAACAACUCCAGCAACAACAACGAUAGCUACAGCUCCUACUCCAGAACCAACAACAACAACAACAACACCAACAACAACAAUCCCCACAGCGCCCCCCGCAACAACCACCACUCCCGCUCCGGUAACAACCACUACUCCCGCUCCGAUAACAACUACCACUCCCGCCCCAACGUCAGCGCCUACCACAACAUUACCACCAGGCCCAGAACCACACUGCCCUCUGGAUCAGACGUUCUAUGCCCCUCACCCGAACUGCAAUAUGUUCUUCCGUUGUUUCUUCGGAACACUCUUUGUGCUCGAGUGUCCCCCGAACCAGUACUGGAAUCAGGACCGAAAAUACUGUGAUCACCCAUUCAAUGUGCAGUGUCCGUCCGGAUGAGCCCCGGCAAGCUGCAGACGACGAUUAUAAAUUUUAGUACUUUUUUUUUCGAAUAAUCACGGAAAUCAGUAACGUUAGAUAUCAAAAAUGUGCAUCCGAUGGUAGUGAAUAAAGCAUCUAUGAAUUAAUUAUAUUUGA
Molecule: messenger RNA, 1000 nt
Organism: Wyeomyia smithii (pitcher-plant mosquito)
Lineage: Eukaryota; Metazoa; Arthropoda; Insecta; Diptera; Culicidae
Product: mucin-2-like
Exons: 2
Coding region: 110-862 (250 amino acids)
Cellular component (GO): extracellular region
Molecular function (GO): chitin binding
Source: RefSeq, a predicted model, not a curated record